This is a messenger RNA of Hemibagrus wyckioides, 5059 nucleotides long. Its product is annotated as A disintegrin and metalloproteinase with thrombospondin motifs 14. The record is from RefSeq and is a predicted model, not a curated record. Gene Ontology annotation, molecular function: metalloendopeptidase activity. Gene Ontology annotation, cellular component: extracellular matrix. Bases 198 to 4064 code for a protein of 1288 amino acids. The transcript has 22 exons. Gene Ontology annotation, biological process: proteolysis; extracellular matrix organization. NCBI's taxonomy places the organism in Eukaryota, Metazoa, Chordata, Actinopteri, Siluriformes, Bagridae.
GCCGGAGAGCAGAAACGCCACUCAGCUGAAGUUCUCAAUGCUGCGCGGAGGUUUUGCGCCUCACACACACACACACACGCACGCACGCACACACACACGCACACACACACGCACGCACGCACACACACAUGCCCCAAUGAUCGGAGUACGGCAGCAGUGUGCUGAGUGUGUGUGUCCGCGUUUAUAGUACGACCGAUAUGGACUACUUUUACCUCCUGCUCUGCGCCGUCACACUCGGGCUGCUGGAGAACUCCGGAGCGAGUCUGUCAGAGAAGCUGAGUGAGUUUGGCCUCAUCGUCCCCUUUAGCUCGGACUCUCGUGGCCGGUUCGUUUCUCACGUCCUGUCAUCCGGCUCAGCGUCAGCGUUACCCUCGGAGCGGAGGCGAGUGGCCCGCAGUGCCCCUGCAGCGUCCUCCAGGUUUUUGUUUUUUAACGUCACUGUGUUUGGAAGGGAGCUCCACUUGCGACUGAGGGCCAAUCGGAGACUGGUGGCCCCCGGCGCCUAUGCAGAAUGGCAGGAGGACUUCGAGGAGAAGGAGAAGGAGCGGAUAAACAACGACUGCCUGUUUACCGGAGACGUCAGUGACAUGCCGGAAGCUUCUGUGGCCAUCAGUAACUGUGACGGACUCGCUGGAUUGAUUCGCACGGAUAAAGGCGAGUUCUUCAUCGAGCCACUGCAGAAAGGUCAACAGGAGUCAGAGGUCCAAGGUCGAGUUCAUGUGGUGUAUCCCAGAUCUGCAGUUAAACGACAAAACCAGGAAGAUCUGCAUAAUGAAGUACCAGAUUUUGGGAUAGCGGAGCUCCCCAAUGCUCUGGAUGUAGUGGAGCAGAAGCUUUCUGAAUCGGAUCGUAAACGUAGACAUGCUAAAAAAGAUGACUACAGCAUCGAGGUUCUCCUGGCUGUAGAUGACUCUGUGGUUCGCUUUCACGGAAAAGAACAUGUGCAGAACUAUGUCCUCACGCUCAUGAACAUAGUAGAUGAAAUUUAUCAUGAUGAGUCUCUGGGUACGAGCAUCAACAUUAUUAUUGUGCGUAUGAUCAUGGUGGGCUAUCGUCAGUCUGUGAGCCUCAUAGAGCGAGGGAAUCCCUCUCGCAGUCUUGAGCAGGUGUGCCGCUGGGCCAACACGCAGCAGAAACUGGACCCGAGCCACGCCGAGCACCAUGACCACGCCGUCUUCCUGUCCAGGCAAGACUUUGGUCCUGCAGGUAUGCAAGGUUACGCCCCGGUGACAGGCAUGUGCCACCCACUGAGGAGCUGCACGCUGAAUCACGAGGACGGAUUUUCCUCAGCGUUCGUUGUGGCUCAUGAAACCGGCCAUGUCUUGGGUAUGGAACAUGAUGGUCAGGGGAACCGGUGUGGAGAUGAGACCAGUAUGGGCAGCAUCAUGGCUCCUCUGGUUCAGGCGGCGUUUCACAGGUACCACUGGUCCCGCUGCAGCAAACAGGAACUCAACCGCUACCUACAUUCCUAUGAUUGUCUCCUAGAUGAUCCGUUUGAACACAAGUGGCCCAAACUGCCCGAGCUCCCAGGGAUUAACUACUCUAUGGAUGAACAGUGUCGCUUUGACUUCGGGGUUGGAUACACCAUGUGCACAGCUUUCAGGACAUAUGAUCCGUGUAAGCAGUUGUGGUGCAGUCAUCCUGAUAAUCAGUAUUUCUGUAAGACGAAGAAAGGACCUCCAGUGGAUGGGACAGAGUGUGCACCUGGCAAGUGGUGUUUUAAAGGUCACUGUAUCUGGAGCUCAGCUGAUCAGCUGUAUGGUCAUGAUGGAGGAUGGAGUUCAUGGGGAAGGGUUAGUUCAUGUUCCAGAACAUGUGGGGGAGGGGUUCGGUCCCGCAGCCGCCAGUGUAACAACCCACCUCCAGCAUAUGGAGGUCGUGAGUGUCCAGGCUCGGAGUUUGAUUAUCAGAUCUGUAACUCUGAGGACUGUCCUGGUCAGUAUGAGGACUUCAGAGCUCAGCAGUGCGUUCAGCGCAGUAACAAAUACCACAACAACAUCAAACACACCUGGCUGCCCUAUGAACACCCACAAGAGGACCGCAAGUGUGAGCUAAGUUGUCGUUCUAAAGAGACGGGGGAGGUGGUGUUUAUGAAUCAGGUGAUGCAUGAUGGGACACGAUGCAGUUACUCUGAUCCAUUCAGUGUGUGUGCCAGAGGAGAGUGUCUGCAUGUGGGGUGUGAUAAAGAAGUUGGCUCGUAUAAACAGGAGGAUAAGUGUGGUGUGUGUGAAGGAGACAACUCUCACUGUCGCACUGUCAAGCUGACGCUCACCAAAACACCCAAACUCAAAGGUUUGUUGAAGGUGUUUGAUAUCCCUGCAGGAGCGAGACAUAUAGUGAUAGAGGAGAGCGCUGCGUCUCCACACCUCAUGGCCAUUAAGAGUCAGGUGACGGGGAUCUUCAUCCUGAAUGGGAAGGGAGACGAGGUGAAAUCCAAGCUGUUCAUUGAGAGUGGUCUGGAGUGGAACUACACCAUGGAGGGAGAGAAGGAGACACUGAAGAGCGCUGGACCUCUGAAUGAAGGCAUCGUGGUGCUGGUGGUUCCUAAAGAAGAAGACAGGAAGAUCAGUUUGAGUUAUAAAUACAUCAUCCAUGAGGAUCUGGUUCCCAUCAUCACCAACAACAACGUGCUGUUAUCUGAACUGGACAGUUACGACUGGGCACUGAAGAGCUGGACACAGUGCACCAAGCCCUGUGGAGGAGGUGUGCAGUACGCUAAGUAUGGUUGUAGAAGGAAGAGUGAUGGCCAUUUGGUACAGAGAACACUGUGUGACAUCAGCAAAAGACCCAAACCUAUCCGCAAACGCUGCAAUGUCAACGAGUGCAGCCCACCCAUGUGGCUAACAGAGGAGUGGAGUGUGUGCAGUAAAUCAUGUGGUAAACUGGGUGUUCAGUUCCGUGUGGUUCAGUGUGUUCAGCCUCACCACAAUGGAACACACCGAAUCCUACACUCCAAAUACUGCAGCUCAGACAAACCCCCCACACACCGAGUGUGUAACAGCACCUGCCCCGCCCAGUGGAGGACCGGAGUCUGGUCACAGUGUUCAGUGACGUGUGGUGAGGGAAUUAAACAGCGUCAGGUUGUGUGCAGAUCCUCGGAAAACACCUCGGCUCAGUGUGAAGAUGAAAAACCUGAGAGUGUGUCCAUCUGCAAACUCUCACCAUGUCCAGGAGAGCCGUCAGUCUCCUCCCCUCCUGCAGACUCAUGGGAUAACGACACUGCUGAUGGAGACAUCAAUAAGAUCUCAAAUGAACCGUGUCUUCAUGAUAAAUCGAUAUUCUGUCAGAUGGAGGUUUCGGACCGUUACUGUUCUAUUCCUGGAUAUAAUAAGCUGUGCUGUGAUUCCUGUAAUAAGAAACUGGGAACCACCACCACCUCCACCACUCCAACCACCACCUCCACCACUCCAACCACCACCUCCACCACUCCCACCACCACCUCCACCACUCCCACCACCACCUCCACCACUCCCACCACCAACACUACCAACACUGCCACCACUACCACCACUACCACCACUACCACCACCACCUCCACCACUCCCACCACCAACACUACCAACACUGCCACCACUACCACCACUACCACCACCAUCUCCACCACUCCCACCACCAACACUACCAACACUGCCACCACUACCACCACCAACACUACCAGCACCAGAGCAGCACCUGUUUUAUACACUUCCUCCUCAGUGCAGCUAGAUUCCUUCAAUCCCCUCCCAUCCAGACCUAAACCUUCUGUUCCUCCGACUUCACCUUCUGUUACAGCUAAUGCUAAAGAUAACAAACCGAACUCCACUGUUCAGAGUCUGACUACAGCUACGUCCAUCCCAAGCCUUGAGCACGCUUCCUCCCAGACAUCUCCACUGUCUACUUCACCUCUACCUCCGGAGCUGAGCGCUAAUGUUAGCACUAGCACUAGCAUCAGUGACACCCGUCGGCCUUCUCAGGACUUGGAGCAGAAGACGGAGAAAGCCAAACCUCACAACAGCACUUUAGUCCCGACAGCAGUGGAAGGCGAGCUAGACUCUUCUAAUAGGAACCUAAUGGUGGUCACAUGAUCAGGAAGUGACACGCUGCUGUUUAGUAAUGGUGCUGACUGCAUGGUGCCGAUGUGACUCUUUUGUUUGUUUGUAUGUAAACUCUCUGUGCCAGUUCUGGGUUACCUCAGAUCUCUAACCUGCAGGGUGACACCACACACACCUGUCUAAACUACAUUACCCAUAAUCCUCUACCACAUUAAACGGUGCUGUUAUUUUUUAACUACUAUGAAUAACAUGGUGAAGUUCAGCGACUUUGUUUUUCUCUGAGUGUUUCAGAACUACUAGAUUAUUCUGGGAUGAGUAUGACACACGGGGGAGGAGCAGGGCAGGAGUCCAGGGGCAGGAAUGGCUUUAACCCCUACUGUUUGUCUGAUUUUGGAAAGAGUUAUGUUAUUGCUAAUUUUUAAUUCCAAGUAAUGUUUUAUUUAAUGAGCACAUCAGCUCUUUUGCUCACAUCAACACGACCGAAUAGCAUCAAGAUGCGUUUGAAUUAUUAAUAGAAUCUCAGUAAUAGACUCAGAAGUUUGGACCUGACUCUUCAUACAUCAGAUUUAUUUAGAUGUUCAUCACAGUUAAAACUCGUACAGCUCCGUGGACCGCGAGCUGAAUCAUGACUCGAACCGUGUGCUGAAGCCUGCAGCUUCCUGUCACCUGUGAAAUUUAUUUCAAUGCAUGAUUUUUAUCUGGAAUUCUUUAGAUAACAAAAAAAAAUUCAGAUUUUAAAAGUAAUGUUGUAUAAAAAGUGUAAAUCUGGCAUUAGGAACAUAUUCAGCUGUUAUCAUAACAAAGCGAUCCUAAGUGGAACAGAAGAUGGCGGCUGUGUUAACUCUAACCUUCACUGUGUAUUGUACAGUUCUGUAUAUACAUGACUGAGAGCUUUAAAUGUUAAUAUUUAUUAUGUUUUAGAUUCAUGUAAAUGUAUACAUCAUGAAAAGACGUGCCUGACUGAUCUGUUACUGAUCUGAUGCUGAUCUGUUACUGAUCUGAUGCUGAUCUGUUACUGAUCUGAUGCU